CGUUUGUACUCCAUUGUCACCCAGACUCCACGCAACUUCCUCUCAUGAACAUCGCUCCAUGACAAUGAAAGAAAAUACUAUUCAGCAGGGCUUACAUACUGUAUCAAGGCUGUGUUUGUAAUACUCUGGCACCGCUUUGGCAAUCCAGCCCUAUAAAUACCAGCACAUCCCUGUUUCGCCGCCGACCACCCCACCGCUAGAUUUAAAUACAUAUCGCAAUACAUGAAUCAUGGCCGCCGCAGUCCCAGAUCAGCCUGCAGCGGUGCCUGGACCUGCAGCUCCGCCAGGUGUCAGUCCAGAGCAAUUGCGGACCCGCGCAAGAGACUACAUCGCACGGGAAAAGUUCAAUCGCCGGUUUACCCUCCCGGCAACAGACAGCCAUGACGAGCUCACCGUAACCUACGCUGUCGCCGGCAAGGAUCGCGACUCCGCGCCGACAAUACUAUUUAUCGGCGGCUUGUACGGCGGGAGGUUUUUGGCCACCAUGGCGGACUACAUCAGCGAGAAGCGGGGUUUGAGAUUUGUCGUCGCAGACCGCCCUGGCAUGGGCGGAUCAACACCCGUAGAGCCAUCACAGCGUCUUGCUGUCUGGCUCGAGACCGUGCCGGCGCUGAUGCGCGUCCUCGGCGCUCAGCACGUCGUGCUAGGCGCACACAGCUGCGGCGUCAUCUACGCGCUCAACACCGUGUACUCCAUGCCAUGGAUCUUGUCUCCGUCCGACCCCAGGCUCUACCUCUUUGCGCCGUGGGUGAGCCCCAACCACUCCGGUAUCAGUUAUCUGUCAAUCUCCUCGUAUAUGCCUUCCAAGGUCAUCGGGAGCUUCGACAGCGUCGUGCGCUUCGUCGCCUCUAAGAUCGUGCCUACCGUACAAUUCUCAAGCGGCAUUUCCACUGCCGUGUCCGCACCAUUCGCAGCCUCUAGCGGACAUAGUGGUGGCACGGAGGGGCAGAACACGAGGGUUUCAAAGCACUUGCGGGACGACUUGUGCCAUGAGUUCCGCGGCGUGUCUGCCGCCGAGGCCACGGCGCAGUCCGAGGUAGUUAUGAAAGCCCUGUUCAGCGAGGAUACAAGCGGUGCAAACCACGAGUCUCUCCUGUUGCUGAAGAAAAGCGUGGCUGGACCAUGGGGUGCGUGCGAAAGCUACGAAGACUACCCAGGAAAGUUAGAUGCGAAGUUGAGAGAGUAUUUCCACGGCCGGCAACACUCAGACGUUGGUGCCCCUGUCAUUCCUCAAGCCCCGCAGCGCCUUACCCUAAAGGUAUUCUGGGCUGAGACAGACCUGUUGAUUGGGAAGAAAGGGAGUGCUUAUUUUGAUGCAUGCUUCAAGAAGUUUAUCCUAGAAGAGCUUGGGAGUGGUGCUGACAACAGCGUCCUGUUAUACGAGAGUGAGACAAUUUCCAAGACCAGUCAUGAUACUGUCAUUUUUCCACAAUACGGCGCCCUGCCAGAAAUGAUAGAAGAUAUCCUCAGGGCAAAAUGACAGUCUGAUGAACCAACGAAUGCAAUGCAACGUAUAGAGUAUUAAACAACUUUAAGUUUAUCUUUGUAUUUAACUAGCUAGCAUC
Xylona heveae TC161 is the source of this 1565-nucleotide messenger RNA. RefSeq lists its product as hypothetical. The transcript is spliced from 2 exons. The record is from RefSeq and is a predicted model, not a curated record. Lineage: Eukaryota; Fungi; Ascomycota; Xylonomycetes; Xylonales; Xylonaceae. The coding region runs from base 230 to 1480 and encodes 416 amino acids.